Molecule: messenger RNA, 1403 nt
Organism: Betta splendens (Siamese fighting fish)
Lineage: Eukaryota; Metazoa; Chordata; Actinopteri; Anabantiformes; Osphronemidae
Product: UAP56-interacting factor-like
Exons: 9
Coding region: 147-1097 (316 amino acids)
Biological process (GO): mRNA export from nucleus
Molecular function (GO): mRNA binding
Source: RefSeq, a predicted model, not a curated record
AGAGCAUGCGCGGCGCCGUUUACGCUCGGUGCGGGCUCGCGUUUGUUGUAGCGUAGCCUGGAAAAGGGGGACGAGCUGCUAGCGCGGUUACUACUCACUACUGUCGUAUUUCUUUGCGCUGAGGCGUCGAGGCGAGGCGUGAAACUAUGAGCCACGCAGACUUUGAAACAGGCCGAGGGAGAAGAGCAGCGGCGCCCGAUAAAGUCGACAUGUCAUUAGAUGACAUCAUUCGGUUGAACAAAAAAGAGCAACAGUUAAAAAGGAGACAGGCCACUGGGAACCGACGACCAGUCAAGAAGAAAGGCCGUUUAACGCAGGGGAAAGGAGUUUCACCGAGGACGCCCGCACCGCUGCAAAGGGGAGGCGGCGUCGCCCGAGGAGCGCCACCUAAAUUAAGAAACAGACGGAUCCCUCCGCCACCGGGUCGGCGGCGGGGUCAGGGGGUCAUCGCUGGGCUGGCAGCCAGGAGGCCAUCUGGCCUGCUAAAACGAGCCGGCAAACUCAACAGAGCAGCACUGCACCAGAAAACAAGGCAGAGAACAAGACCCUUCAUUCAGCGCGCCGACGCUCAGUACAUGAAGCCAGAGGUUCAGAGUCAGCUGUACAGGCAGCCUGAUCCACAGAGAGGCCAAGGGGCAAUAACAGUAAAGAGACCGUUUCAGCUGCGACGACGACUACUGCCACCCAUGCAGCAGACGCGGAAGGAAGCGCGUCAAGCCACGUUUCUUUUUCAUAGGGGACUAAAGGUGCAAACGCAAGUGCCAAAGCCUCACGCUCCACCAGUCAGAACUCGCCAAUGGCGUCAAUCGACAGCCAGCAGUGGAAUCCUGACUGUUUCCAUAGACAACCCUACAGCCAGAACUCAGCCUGAGCCUCCCACUGCUUGGACCCUGCAUCCUCCAGCUGCUAGCUCCGUCCCCUUCAAAGUGGAACCAGUAGAGAAGAAAAUACCAAAAGGCGUGCCUCUGCAGUUUGACAUAAACAGUGUUGGGAAACCGCAAACGUCGAUGACUUUAAAUGAGCGAUUCCGCAUCCUAAAAGAUCAGCGCACCGCCACAGCACACAGCAAAGGCAGCCGAUUUGUUACCGUGGGUUAAGUAGCAAGGAGACAGUGACGAGUGAAGCUCAUGCCCACGCACCAAACCACGUUUGCAACGGACGGGACAGACCCACUGACUGCCUGUACUAAUGGGAGCUGUGGCACCAAUGAGAAGAAGUGGAGUGUGGGUUUUUGUUCCAAUUCUUGGUCCAUAUCAUUGUCCUCAGUUGUUUGUAAUGUGGAUUUCCUACAGCGGAAGAUUUUUGACCACUUAUGAAUCUGCUAGAGCGGCAUGUCUACACUCAUACUGUUGACAUUUGAGACUUGUUUUGUAAUGUUUGAAAUAAAUGAGGUUACUUUUGAA